GCUCCUGGGGCUGCGCUCCGCGCGGCGGGUGGUCGCGAGCGCUAAGCCUGCCCCCCGAGCAAGCCCAUUGGCUGCUGGGUGCACCGCGCUACCUCCCGCCUGGGGCGAAAGCACGUGCCGGGGGCGGGAGCAGCGGUCGUUAACUGCCGAGGUCGCCAUCUGCCGCAGUCGCGGCUAGCUCAGCGAUGGCGUCGGAACCGUGGGGAGGCGACGCUGGAGUGGCGGAGAGUGAGCGGCCGAACCGCCAGCAGAAGAACCUUCAGGGUAUUAAGAGUUCUACCACUGCAAAUGUAGGAGGUUGUAUUAAUAACACCGAAGAUGAUGAUGAAAAUAUAGUGGAUUUGGCAGCCAAUUCACUCUUGAACAAGUUAAUCCGACAGUCCUUAGUCGAAUCCUAUCACCAGGUAGAAGUCUUACAAAGGGAUCCCAGUUCUCCACUCUACUCAGUGAAAUCAUUUGAGGAGCUACGGCUAAAAGAAGACCUAUUAAAAGGGAUCUAUGUAAUGGGAUUUAAUAGACCAUCUAAAAUCCAAGAGAUGGCUCUCCCUAUGAUCCUGGCAUAUCCACCUCAGAACCUCAUAGCCCAGAGCCAAUCUGGAACAGGAAAAACAGCUGCUUUUGUCUUGGCAAUGCUGAGCAGAGUUAAUGCCUUGGAGUUAUUCCCACAGUGCCUCUGCCUGGCUCCCACUUAUGAACUGGCUCUGCAAAUUGGCUCCGUGGUUCAGCAGAUGGGAAGAUUCUGUGUGAAUAUUGAUGUGAUGUACGCCAUUCGGGGGAAUCGAAUUCCCAGAGGCACUAACAUCACCAAACAGAUUGUCAUUGGCACUCCUGGGACUGUCCUAGAUUGGUGUUUCAAGAAAAACUUAAUUGAUUUGACUAAGAUUCGUGUGUUUGUCCUGGAUGAAGCAGAUGUGAUGAUUGCCACACAAGGAUUCUUAGAUCAAAGCAUUCGUAUUCAGAGAGUUUUACCCUCUGGGUGCCAGAUGCUGCUCUUUUCAGCGACCUUUGGGGACUCGUUGUGGCGGUUUGCAGAGCAAAUCAUUCCUGACCCUAAUGUUAUCAAGUUACGGAAAGAGGAGCUGACCCUGGACAACAUCCGUCAGUUUUACGUGUUAUGUGAGGAUAGGAGAGACAAAUACGAAGCUCUGUGCAACAUUUAUGGCGGCCUCACCAUUGCUCAGGCCAUCAUCUUCUGCCAGACUCGUCAGGAUGCCAAGUGGCUGAGUGUGCAGAUGGCGCAGGACGGCCACCAAGUGUCUCUGUUGAGUGGAGAGCUGACCGUGGACCAGCGAGCUUCCGUUCUUCAGAGGUUUCGUGAUGGAAAAGAGAAAGUUCUCAUAACGACCAAUGUCUGUGCACGAGGGAUCGAUGUGAAGCAGGUCACAGUUGUUGUGAACUUUGACCUCCCUCUAAACCAAGCACAGGAGCCAGACUACAAGACCUACCUUCACCGCAUUGGGCGGACAGGACGCUUUGGGAAAAAAGGCUUUGCCUUCAACAUGAUUGAAGUGGAUAAGCUUCCCCUGCUUAUGAAGAUCCAGGACCACUUCAACUGCAGUAUUAAGCAACUCAACACUGAAGAUCUGGACGAAAUUGAGAAGAUUGAGUUUUGAAGAAACAGCUGUAUUGAUUGUGAAAUGUUCUAGUUUUUGUGAGAAUGUCCCAGUUGGUUUUGAAGGUAAUUUUUAAUGUUGAGUCUUUUUCAAAGUGAAACU
Messenger RNA from Manis pentadactyla (Chinese pangolin), 1715 nucleotides. It is a transcript of the gene DDX25, whose product is annotated as DEAD-box helicase 25. Gene Ontology annotation, biological process: poly(A)+ mRNA export from nucleus. The transcript is spliced from 12 exons. Gene Ontology annotation, molecular function: ATP binding; RNA helicase activity; RNA binding. Gene Ontology annotation, cellular component: cytoplasmic stress granule; nucleus. Lineage: Eukaryota; Metazoa; Chordata; Mammalia; Pholidota; Manidae. Bases 186 to 1613 code for a protein of 475 amino acids. The record is from RefSeq and is a predicted model, not a curated record.